UGUCCUUGAGAAUUUAUUUACACACGAAAGUUAGUUCAAGCAGAAGCAGACAUGGAGAAACAGAGCACUUCUUGGAUUCGAGGUUCUUGUAUCGGAAGAGGAUGCUUCGGAACAGUAAGCAAAGCCGUGAGUAAAAUCGACGGCGGAGUAUUCGCCGUGAAGUCAGUAGAUCUCGCCACGUGUCUUCCUUCUCAGUCCGAGUCGCUGGAGAACGAAAUCGCGAUCCUCAGCUCUCUCAAGACUCACACGCACAUCGUGAGAUUCCUCGGCGAUGACGUGUCCAACGAGGGAACGACGUCGUUUAGGAAUCUCCACUUGGAGUAUUCGCCGGAAGGUGACGUGGCUAACGCUGGUAAAAUCGCAGACGAGGAAACUCUCCGGCGUUACGUCUGGUGUCUCGUCUCUGCUCUCGGCCACGUCCACGCUAACGGAGUCGUCCACUGCGACGUGAAGUCGAAGAACGUUCUCGUCGUCGACGGCGGAAGCUCCGUUAAGCUGGCGGACUUCGGCUCGGCGAUGGAGUUGGGGAAACCGACGGGGGAGAUUGCUGCGCCGCGUGGAAGUCCGCUCUGGAUGGCUCCGGAGGUGGUGAGGAAAGAGUAUCAAGGACCUGAGAGCGACGUGUGGUCUCUUGGCUGUACGGUCGUCGAGAUGCUCACCGGGAAACCAGCGUGGGAAGAUCACGGUUUCGACUCGCUGAGUCGAAUCGGGUUUUCAAACGAAUUGCCGUUUGUUCCGGCGGGUGUUUCGGAGCUCUGCCGCGACUUCUUGGACAAAUGCUUGAGACGAGACAGGGGCCAGAGAUGGAGUUGCGAUCAGCUUUUGGAGCAUCCGUUUCUGUUAUGUCAAGAUCAUCGCUCGUUGUUAACUACCGAGUCGUCUCCGCGUUGCGUAUUGGACUGGGUCAGCUCGGAGUUCGAAGAUGAGGAAGAGAUCGGUGAGUCGAGAGUUGAAACCAUGGUCUCGGCGAUGGCAAGGAUAAGUAAACUAGCGACGACGGGAGGGGCAGUUUGGGAAUCUAAUGGUUGGAGUGAGGUUAGAGGCAAUGCUUCCGAAGAGUCAGGGGGGCAAAGGGCAGAUUCGGAAUUAAAUAUUUUACCGGAGUCUACCGAUGACGGCGGUACACGGACGAUGAAGGAAGACUCGGAGUUGACGUCGGUGAUAACGUGUGAGAUAUUGUUGUUGAUGUUGUUAUUGGUGGUAGAGAAUAUUCAGAUAUAUGCCACGUUUUACACCAGUGUAUUUAUUCGUAUUCUAUUUCGUUGUUAUCAUCAUCAAAAUAAUAAUAAGAUGAAGUUGCGCAAAAAUCUCUCGUUCAUUCUCAGCCUUAACUUUAUGUUCGGUAUUGCAUGUGAUUCGGAUCGGUCUAUCUAUAUCUCGAGAACUCUUUUACGUGGUGUGAUGAGAGUCCUAACUCGUUACCUCCUUUUGUUGAUAACUCUCACUUGCACAAACCAAUCUUGGUUUGGUAGCUUCUUGGCCAAAUAUUUUUAAAGGUCGUUCGAGAGG
Raphanus sativus (radish) is the source of this 1509-nucleotide messenger RNA. Its product is annotated as mitogen-activated protein kinase kinase kinase 20. The transcript has a single exon. Gene Ontology annotation, biological process: protein phosphorylation. The record is from RefSeq and is a predicted model, not a curated record. NCBI's taxonomy places the organism in Eukaryota, Viridiplantae, Streptophyta, Magnoliopsida, Brassicales, Brassicaceae. Gene Ontology annotation, molecular function: ATP binding; protein kinase activity. Bases 52 to 1494 code for a protein of 480 amino acids.